CUCCGCGCCGCAGCCGGGGAGGAGGAGCCGCUUUAUCGGGAGCCCAAGUGGAAAUUUCCCCGUCAGUUGCCGGCUCCACCGCGGAGGGAGCACCAGGGAGGGCCGCCUACUCUCGUGUCCCCGUGUCGCGCCGUGUCCUGCCCGCUGUCAUGUCCAACUACAUCCACGUCCCGCCCGGCUCGCCGGAGGUGCCCAAGCUGGACAUCACGGUCAGCGAGCGGGACGGGCCCGGCUACCGCCAGGGCGCCCUGCAGCUGCUGCGCCGGCUGCGCCCGCACUGGAGACCCGAGGAGGUGACGCUGCAGCUGUUCACCGAUGGCAUCACCAACAAGCUGAUCGGCUGCUACGUGGGGGACACGCGGGACGAUGUGGUGCUGGUGCGCAUCUACGGGAACAAGACGGAGCUGCUGGUGGACAGGGACGAGGAGGUGAAGAGCUUCCGAGUGCUGCAGGCCCACGGCUGUGCCCCACAGCUCUACUGCACCUUCAACAACGGCCUGUGCUACGAGUUCAUGCAGGGAGAGGCCCUGGAUCCCGAGCACGUCUGCAACCCUGACAUCUUCAGACUCAUUGCUAGACAGCUUGCUAAAAUCCAUACUAUUCAUGCACACAAUGGAUGGAUCCCUAAAUCCAAUUUGUGGCUGAAAAUGGGGAAAUACUUCUCUCUCAUACCCACAGAAUUUGCAGAUGAGGAAGUAAAUAAAAGGUUCUUAAGGGACAUUCCGAGUCCUCAAGUUCUUCAGGAGGAGAUGGCCUGGAUGAAGGAGAGACUGUCAAAUUUAGGAUCACCAGUGGUGCUCUGCCACAACGACCUGUUGUGUAAGAAUAUUAUUUACAACAAGAAGAGAGGUGAUGUGCAGUUCAUAGACUAUGAGUACUCUGGCUACAACUACCUGGCUUAUGACAUUGGAAAUCACUUCAAUGAGUUUGCAGGAGUAAAUGAGGUAGACUACAGCCUUUAUCCCAACAGAAAAUUACAGGAGCAGUGGCUGAGAUCUUACCUGGAGGCCUACAAAGAAUACAAAGGAUUUGGCACGGAAGUCAGUGAAAAAGAAGUUGAAGUUCUGUAUGUCCAAGUCAAUCAGUUUGCACUGGCUUCACACUUCUUUUGGGGACUGUGGGCUCUAAUUCAAGCCAAAUAUUCCACCAUUGAUUUUGAUUUUCUAGGGGAGAAAAACUCACGUCAAGACUUGCAGAACCUGAAUUAGCUGAAGGAAAGCUGCAGCAGACAAGCCCAGUUGUGCUCUCUCACCCAUCACUGCAGCAGCACAAAGAGCAGGGGGCUCUGAAAAAGCACAAUUUUGUUCAGAUCCCAGCUGUUCUUUUUACAAACCUGACAAGCUCUGAAGGCUGGAAAACUGCUGGAAGGAGCAAAAAAACCCACCAAAAAUCCAGCUCUACCUCCUCCCCCCAAAAAAGGCAGCCCUAAAAACGACAUGGGAAGAGGGAACUACAUGGUCCUUGUGCCUGCUUUUGUACACCCAGCUCUGCUGCUGAUAUUAAAAGCUGCUCUUCUUCAUUUGUGCAUGGGGACAAGCUCUUUCUUCACAACCAGCUGCCUCUGCUCUCUGCUGUCCAAACCAGACUGAGUGCAGUGCACGUUAAACAUUGCACGCGAUGCUCUGGCUGGUAGCAGGGGAGAGAACUGGGAGCCUCCCUGCAUACCCCAUAAAUAUUUCUCCAUUUCAGGUUAAUACACUGUGAGUCUGAG
Messenger RNA from Zonotrichia leucophrys gambelii, 1711 nucleotides. RefSeq names its product ethanolamine kinase 1 (gene ETNK1). Gene Ontology annotation, cellular component: cytoplasm. The transcript is spliced from 8 exons. Lineage: Eukaryota; Metazoa; Chordata; Aves; Passeriformes; Passerellidae. The record is from RefSeq and is a predicted model, not a curated record. Gene Ontology annotation, molecular function: ethanolamine kinase activity. Bases 150 to 1208 code for a protein of 352 amino acids. Gene Ontology annotation, biological process: phosphatidylethanolamine biosynthetic process.